CCUCGCGCGGCGGCCGUUCGGUGCAGAGCGGCCGCCCCGUCCCGCGGCCAUGGAGGAGCCGCUGCCGCCCGCCGCCAUCAACCCCAACAACUUCCCAGCCAAGCUGUGGCGGCUGGUGAACAGCCCGCGGUUCCGCUCCAUCCGCUGGGACGCCCGCGGCGAGGGGCUGCUGAUCGACCAGCCGCUGUUCGAAGCCGAGCUGCUGGGCCGCGCGGGGCCGCGCCCGGGCGGAGACGGGGCGGCGGGAGAGCUCUUCAAAACCACCAACUUCACCAGCUUCAUCCGCCAGCUCAACCUUUACGGUUUCCGUAAGGUGGUGGCGGGGCCGGCGGGGCCCAGGACCGGCUCGGGUCCGGAGAGCGACGGCGGUUCGGGCGGCCACCUGCAUCACUUCCACAGCCCGCAUUUCCGCCGCGACCGCCCCGACCUCCUGGUCCAUCUGAAGCGCAUGACGAGCGCCAAUAAGGCCAAGCUGGCGGCCGGUCUGGAGGUCGGCAGCCGCCCGCCCAACCGCUUCCAGCGCCCGCCCGGAGAGCCGCCGCCGCCGUCGCCCCCGACGCCCGGCACGGCAGACAGGAGCGGGCUGCUGGCUGUAGGACAGUUUCAUCGGCCUUAUCAACGAGACAGCUUAUUUCCUUACUCCUACAUCUCGGCCUCAGCGCAGAACCUCGGCUCCUUACCAGCAAAAAGCUUGGAUCGGACUCCAGUCCCUUCCAGAACAUGGCAGAGCUCUCUUGGGCUGCUUCCGGGACACAAGGCGUCCGCAGCCUUCCCAGACAAGGGCAUUGCCUUCCCCAUAUUCCAGAGGCUUCCGACGGAGGUCACGUACACCCUGCAGUCCAGCGCCGCUCCUGUGCCGCUUCAGCAGGUCUCUCAAGCCAUCGCCACCUCCCCUGCAAAGUACAGCAGCUACUCGUCUCCCCUGCACUACUCACAAGCCUAUUAUCCAACAGCCGCGCUGCCAUGCUGCUCCCCUGCUACCCACAUCAGCCCUCUGACCUGCUGUGCGAGUCCUACAGCUCUGACCUACACCCACUGCAGCUUCUUCCAGACUCCUCCAAUGCAGUCACCUUACGCGGUCGAGUUCCUGCCCUCUAACUGGCCAUACCAUCCUGAUGAAAGCAAGAAGACAGAAGUAAAUCUUGAAGCUGUGUUUCAGAUUGUUGAUGAAAUGCGUUCGUCGCCGAAAGCUGGAACAGUGAAGGUGGAGCCUGUGGAGAACCAGUGGUCAAGCCCUCAGUCCAACAGAGGUCAACCACUGCUGGCUGAUCCUGAGAACGACGAUCCACCUUCAGAUGACGAAGGCCAGCUGGAACCUCUCACCCCUGUGGUGUCAGACGUUACAUCCUUUGUGGUGGGAGAUCAGGAGGUAGCUUGCUCUCUGUUGCAGCCCUCGGAAUACUUUUACGCUCUCCAUACCACUGCGUCUGUAGAAUGUGCAGCUGCUCAGGCAGUGAGAGAACCUGUGGCCAUGCAGGAAGCACGAGCAAAACUGAGAGAAGAGCCAGACCACCUCCCAGCUCAGUUCUCAGCCAUGAUUGUUCGGGAAGUACAGUCACUCAGUCCACAGAAGGUGGAUACAAGUGUUAAAUGCCCAUUCCUGAGGUCGGAGACAGAAGAGGUGGGAUGCCUCACUUCAGAAACUGGGCCUGUGAGGAAAUCUGUAGAAAACACUGUUUCGUCUGUAAAAACCAGAAACAGAGAGGUUAAAAACAGUUCCCAGGAGUACGAGUCCCCAGAUCUCCAUCUGCUGGUGGAUGUCGCUUGCAAGCAGGAGCACUUUCCAAAGGAAGAAAUAAGAGAGUGAGAAGUGGGUGACAAGUAUGUGAAAACGUGCAGCAGCUGCCAGCUGGGUUCUGGUGUCAGACUCAGGCAGUGCAGUGCACACAGCAGCACUUUGCAUCGUUUCAGCUGUUGAAAAAAACCAACACCGACAAAAAGGCACUAUUUUUUAACCACUUUCACUCUGUUGGAUAUUGGUCACCCCGUGGUUUUUUACACCUCUUUCAUGACGUUUUCUAGCUGACAAGUCACGAAGCAUCGAGUGGUCAGAACUUCUAAUAUGAACCAAUUAUUAGCUGCUCAUCUUCUCAGACUUGGUGAGUCUGAACUCCCUGUAAACUGGAACAACCUUGAGAGCUUUGUCUGAACCUUUCUCACUGGGAAACAAGUUGUUCUUAGCGCUGUGCUCAGAAUCUUUCUGUUGGUCAUUGCUGGAAGCCACAGCACACCCUGCGCUGUUCGGUGCUCUCACCAUCUCUGCUUGAAGUCACACUGCGACCCUGCAGAGGGAAUUGUGUAUGAAACAACAGCGUAGGGAAGUCACAAGAUUGCAGGUCUGAACGGGUCAGGGGUUCGGGAGAGCUGCUGUAGUUAAGAUGAGCUAAUUUUCUGAGUGAUUACCCAGGAAAUGCUCUUCCUUCCUAAAGCAGCGCUCUGUUCAGCACGGUGCCCUCCCAGUGGGUAUCCAUUACAUACAACAGCUGCUCAUCUCUUACACUGAUGGAGAAGUCUUCUGUUUUAGUAACUUCUUUGUGGUUCUGAUGCUCUCUGUAAUGUAAGUUAUGUGUUGUUUUAGAACUUUCAUAGGUCUUAGAUACAUUCUUAACUUAUCAAUAUAAAUGCAAUCAUAUUUAAUAGUAGUUUUAAAUUUUGAAUAGCUAUGUAUUUGUAUUUGUGUUAAAAUAUUGUUUGAAGGAUAAAGGGGGCACAGACUUUACUGUCAGGGAAAUGUACAUGAAAGAGUGCUUAGAACAUAAAUUUAGCUGGUUCGUCCCUGCUCAUAUUCUUUAAAAAUUAAUUAGAGCCAGUCCUGAACAAAACACGCAUGAGAGGAGCAGAGAGAAGUGGCCAAGACCACCCCAGCUCUACCCUGCGGGACCUCGUGCAGCCUCUGGCCGUGGGCAGGAUGUCCCAAGUGAGUGCUGAGUGGUGGGAUGAGCGGAGGCAAAGCCUUUAAUUAUUCACCAGCCGUCCAAACAAAUACAGUCUGGGGAUGCUUUAAGGUCAAGGCUGGGGGGGACAUUUCCAUGCUGGUUGUCCUCAGAUUUGUUCUCCUGUAUCGUACAUUACAUGUGUGCAGUACAACUCCAGUCGGUGUGAAUAGUGAGGGGUGAGGUGGGCACAUCCAAGUCCUGCUUCCCAAAUGGAGUCCAUCACUUUCCUCAUGGGUUCGGGGUGUAAGGAGAUGGAGUUUAAAGGACUUCAGCCUUACCAGACUGCAGCUGCUACUUCUUUAAUUCACGCACAGCAUAAAGGGAACUUCACAGCUUACCUUCCUUACUCCUGUUUGCCCCCAGAAGACUUGGCACUUAAUGCUCUUUUAUAGCCCUGCUCAAACGGCGUGGCUGCAGCAAUCUGCAAUGAAUUAAACUUUGAAACUGGA
Messenger RNA from Phasianus colchicus (ring-necked pheasant), 3385 nucleotides. RefSeq names its product heat shock transcription factor 5 (gene HSF5). Gene Ontology annotation, biological process: regulation of DNA-templated transcription. The record is from RefSeq and is a predicted model, not a curated record. Gene Ontology annotation, molecular function: sequence-specific DNA binding; DNA-binding transcription factor activity. Lineage: Eukaryota; Metazoa; Chordata; Aves; Galliformes; Phasianidae.